ACACCUCAGACCUUCACUUCAAGGCCAGCAAGGACCGUUAUGGGGGGCAACCUCUCUUCUUUGAGAAGUUCCCAGGGCUCUGGUCGGGAGCCCGGAGCACCCACGGGGUCACCAAAGGGAAAAUCUGCUUCGAGGCCAAGAACUUCGAGGCCGAGGAGGAGCUGGUGGAACUUUCUUUCUCCAAGAACGGGGAGGAGCUGGGGGCAGCCUUCAGGAUCCCCAGGGCUUCCCUGGCCCAACGGGCCCUCCUGCCCCACGUGCUGUGCAGGGGCUGCGUGGUGGAGCUGAACUUUGGGCAGAACCCUCAGCCCUUCUUCCCAAUCCCUCAGGAUUUCCUCUUCAUCCACAACGUUCCCGUCGAGGAUCGAGUCCGAACUCCCCUCCCUCCCAAAUCCACAGAGGAAUGUGAGGUUCUGUUGAUGGUCGGGCUGCCGGGAUCUGGGAAAACUCAAUGGGCACAAAAACACACCCAGGAAAACAGGGAGAAAAGGUUUAAUAUCCUGGGAACAGAAACUGUUCUGCACCAGCUGAGGCCGAGGGGCCCGGAGGUGGAGGAGCUGGACGCCCAGAGCCGGGACCUGCUGCUCCAGCAGGCAGCCCAGGNNNAAAAAAAAAAACCCCAACCCCCUCAACUUCCUCAACUUCCCCUUCCACUUCCUCAGUGCAACGUCUACAACUCGGGCCAACGCCGGAAACUUUUGGCCUUCAAAGGCUUUUCCCGCAAAGUCGUCGUCAUCGUUCCCACUGAAGAGGACUGGAAAAAAAGGCUGGAACUCCGUAAAGAAGCAGAAGGAGAAGAUGUUCCCGAGUCUGUCAUGUUGGAAAUGAAAGCCAAUUAUUCCCUCCCGGAAAAGAACGAUUACCUGGAUGAGGUGAUUUAUGGAGAGUUGGGAAAGGAAGAAGCUCAACCCUUGGUCACCAAGUACAAGGAAGAAGCCCGGAAGCUCCUCCCCCCCUCGGAGAAAC
Chaetura pelagica (chimney swift) is the source of this 966-nucleotide messenger RNA. It is a transcript of the gene HNRNPUL2, whose product is annotated as heterogeneous nuclear ribonucleoprotein U-like 2. The record is from RefSeq and is a predicted model, not a curated record. The annotation marks the transcript as partial. The transcript is spliced from 6 exons. Gene Ontology annotation, cellular component: membrane. NCBI's taxonomy places the organism in Eukaryota, Metazoa, Chordata, Aves, Apodiformes, Apodidae.